Molecule: messenger RNA, 1451 nt
Organism: Anguilla anguilla (European eel)
Lineage: Eukaryota; Metazoa; Chordata; Actinopteri; Anguilliformes; Anguillidae
Product: signal peptidase complex catalytic subunit SEC11A
Exons: 6
Coding region: 132-671 (179 amino acids)
Cellular component (GO): membrane; signal peptidase complex
Molecular function (GO): serine-type endopeptidase activity
Source: RefSeq, a predicted model, not a curated record
UGAAGGCAGGAUUUCCGGUGUUGAAACACCGGAAAAGCUGCAUUCAGUUUGAUUUCUUUUAGGCUUCUCGUUGAACAUUUUUGCAUUUUAGUGCUUUUUAUUUUUCGGUGCAGAAUUGUAAAGAAAUCAAAAUGCUAUCUUUAGACUUCCUCGAUGACGUUCGCCGGAUGAAUAAGCGCCAGCUCUACUACCAAGUAUUGAACUUUGGCAUGAUAGUGUCAUCGGCCUUGAUGAUUUGGAAAGGUUUAAUGGUUGUGACCGGAAGUGAGAGUCCAAUUGUUGUCGUUCUGAGUGGGAGCAUGGAGCCAGCUUUCCACCGAGGAGACCUUCUUUUCCUGACCAAUAGAGUGGAAGAUCCCAUCAGAGUUGGAGAGAUUGUGGUCUUCAGGAUAGAGGGAAGAGAAAUCCCGAUUGUGCACAGAGUCCUUAAAGUUCAUGAGAAAGAAAAUGGAGACAUUAAGUUCUUAACCAAAGGUGAUAAUAAUGCAGUGGAUGACCGGGGGCUGUACAAGCAGGGACAACAUUGGCUGGAGAAGAAGGAUGUAGUGGGCAGGGCCAGAGGGUUUGUGCCGUACAUUGGAAUUGUGACCAUCCUUAUGAAUGAUUACCCAAAAUUUAAGUAUGCUGUUCUGUUCAUGUUGGGUCUCUUUGUGUUGGUCCAUCGAGAAUGACGGCUCUCCUGCCACCGGAUUUAUUGCUGAUGCUUUGCUGUUUCAUCGACUCCAUUACCCGCCAAUCCUGCUCUGCUGUCUAUGGAUGGGGAGGGAAUCAUUUACAAAGCUCCAUUUUCUUUCUGUGCUUAUUUCCAGGCAGUGAUGUGUGUCAUGAAAGCCCAGCUGACAAAUGUAUUUCUCAUGAGGAGAUAGGACUUCUGAUACAAUAAAUAAUGCAUUCUUUAAUCACGAAUCUACUGCUUAUGUAGACAUUGUCAAUCUCGCUUUUUUGCUUUAUUAUUAUUUUUUUAACUGUGGAUAGGCAGCCAGGCAGUCAGGUAAUGCCUUUUCAUGCCUUAAAAUGUGAUGUUUGUGUGUGCAAAAAAAUGUGUACUUCAGAAGUCAAAGCUGCUGGAAGAAUGUUCCAGACAGCACAGGUGUUUACAGUCUGCUGCCUACAUCCACCUGGGAAGGGUUUGUUUAUUGUGCUGUGAAUUGUGGUAAAUUCUCACAUGUUCUGUGUUGCUUGGAAACUCCAUUUUCUUAAGGGGGGGUAUUUCUUUUUACACAAAAAAGAGAUGGCUUGUGCAAAAGGAUAUUAAAUGUAUUUAGCAGCCUUACUGUUUUUUAAGAACACAAUUUUAUUGGAAUAAUAUUACAUGUCACUUGAGGUAAAUUAUUAUUACUCAUAAACAGAGAAUUGACCACAGUUGUGUUUUUUUAAAUUAUGUUAAAAUUGUAUUGUGAAGGUCACCCUAUUCAAGAGUGGCAUUAAUAAACAUGUGGAAAGCGUCUGGA